CGGAGGCGGUGGCGGGCCGGAAACUCUAGCUUUGCGUUCCGAAGGCGGAGGCCGCGGGGCCGGGGCUGCGGGCCGGGUCGCGUCGGGGCCGGGCGCGGCGCGGCGGGAGAGCGACUGGUUUCCUGCCGACGGAGUUCUCCGUCGGGAAGUUUUCAGAUUUUGGAGCCUAAGGAACAUUUUCCAGGGGAGAUUGCCAGUACAGCCACUUUGGCAACCAAGAUCUUGAUACAUAGCCACAGAUUGGAAUAUUGGUGGGCUACAGUCCUCAGAAAUCUUCUUAAUACAGAUGAGGAAACUGACACUUGGUGAAGUUACGAAAUUUGUCCAAAGUCACACAGCUUGUAAAAGGCACAGCCAAGAUUCAGAGCCAGGUUGUGAAAGCUAACAUGAACAAACUACGACAGAGUUUUAGGAGAAAGAAAGAUGUUUAUGUCCCAGAGGCCAGUCGUCCACAUCAGUGGCAGACAGAUGAAGAAGGAGUCCGAACUGGAAAGUGUAGCUUCCCAGUUAAGUACCUUGGCCAUGUAGAAGUUGAUGAGUCAAGAGGAAUGCACAUCUGUGAAGAUGCUGUAAAAAGAUUGAAAGCUCAGGAAAGGAAGUUCUUCAAAGGCUUCUUUGGAAAAACGGGAAAGAAAGCAGUGAAGGCCGUUCUGUGGGUAUCAGCGGACGGACUCAGGGUUGUGGAUGAAAAAACCAAGGACCUCAUAGUUGACCAGACGAUAGAGAAAGUUUCUUUCUGUGCCCCAGAUAGGAACUUCGACAGAGCUUUUUCUUAUAUAUGCCGAGAUGGCACCACUCGGCGCUGGAUCUGUCAUUGCUUCAUGGCUGUCAAGGACACGGGGGAGAGACUGAGCCAUGCCGUAGGCUGUGCUUUUGCAGCCUGUUUAGAGCGGAAGCAGAAACGGGAGAAGGAAUGUGGAGUCACUGCCACCUUUGAUGCCAGCAGAACCACUUUUACGAGAGAAGGAUCAUUCCGAGUCACAACUGCCACUGAACAAGCUGAAAGAGAGGAGAUCAUGAAACAACUGCAAGAUGCCAAGAAAGAGACAGAUAAGGCAGUUGUUGGUCCAUCAGUGGCUUCUGGCAACACUGCACCAUCCCCAUCCUCUCCCACCUCUCCCACUUUGGAUACCACUGCUUCUCUGGAGAUGAACAAUCCUCAUGCCAUCCCACGCCGGCAUGCACCGAUUGAACAGCUUGCUCGCCAAGGCUCCUUCCGGGGAUUUCCUGCUCUUAGCCAGAAGAUGUCACCCUUUAAACGCCAACUAUCCCUCCGCAUCAAUGAGUUGCCUUCCACUAUGCAGAGGAAGACUGAUUUCCCAAUCAAAAACGCAGUGCCAGAGGUGGAAGGAGAGGCAGAGAGCAUCAGUUCCCUGUGCUCACAGAUCACCAAUGCCUUCAGCACACCCUCUGAAGACCCCUUUUCCUCCGCCCCAAUGACCAAGCCAGUGACCCUGGUGGCACCACAGUCUCCUGUCUUACAAGCUAAUGGCACUGACUCAGCCUUCCAUGUGCUUGCUGCUAAGCCAGCCAAUGCUGCUCUAGCACCCGUAGCAAUGCCUGUGCGUGAAACGAACCCUUGGGCCCAUGCCCCUGAUGCUGCUAACAAGGAAAUUGCAGCCAUACGUCCGGGGACUGAGUGGGGUCAGUCUUCUGGUGCUGCCUCUCCAGGUCUCUUCCAGGCUGGUCAUAGACGUACUCCCUCUGAGGCUGACCGUUGGUUAGAAGAAGUAUCAAAGAGCGUCCGGGUCCAGCAGCCACAGGCCCCAACUGCCCCUCUGCAGCCAGUUCUUCAGCCUCCUCCACCUACUGCCAUUGCCCAGCCAGCACCUUUCCAAGGAAAUACAUUCCUCAGCUCUCAGCCUGUCCCAGUGGGUGUGGUCCCACCCCUGCAACCAGCCUUUGUCCCUGCCCAGUCCUACCCUGUGGCCAAUGGGAUGCCCUAUGCAGCCUCUAAUGUGCCUGUAGUGGGCAUCACCCCUUCCCAGAUGGUGGCCAAUGUGUUUGGCACUGCGGGUCAUCCUCAGGCCAGUCAUCCCCAUCAGUCACCAAGCCUGGCCAGGCAGCAGACAUCCCCUCAGUAUGAGACAAGUAGCACCACCGCCAGUCCCUUCUUUAAGCCUCCUGCUCAGCACCUCAAUGGUUCUGCAGCUUUCAAUGGUGUAGACGGUGGCAGGCUGGCCUCAGGAAGCAGGCAUGCAGAGGCCCCUGCAGCCACCUGCCCAGUGGAUCCUUUUGAAGCCCAGUGGGCUGCAUUAGAAAGCAAGUCCAAGCAGCGCACUAAUCCCUCCCCUACCAACCCUUUCUCCAGCGACUUACAGAAGACGUUUGAAAUCGAACUUUAGACAGUUUCUGCGACAUGUCUUUUUCUGUACUUAGGCAGAGGAGCAAAGGGGACUUUUGCUUUCCUGAUCAGUACACUUUUUACUAAUCCCAAAGGUCCCAAGGAGCGAGUCCAAGCUCAGAGUACAGUGAGGGGUGAUGUCCAGAGAGGAAAGCACUCCUGGAGAGGACCGCUCUGCAGCAAGGCUAGAGAAGUCAAGGAGACGUUGCCUUUUGACCGCUCUCAUACCCUUACAAAUUUCUGGCAACAGAGAGGCAGAAGUAUCUGAAGAGGAAUCUGUAUUCAAAGCACAUUUACUGAAAUAUAAAAUGUAACAGUGAGCAAAACAAUCUCCCUUUAUUCUUCAGGCCAGUCACCCAUUCCUCCCAGUACUGGCCUGACUUAGAACAGUGUGGCUUGUACAGGCUGGGAAGCGAGGCAGGCCAUGCUGCCCUGUUCACAGGAGGGCUCAGCAGCAGCUGCCCAGCAGAGCUGUGUCCUGGGGAUAAAGCUGAGCUUCCAUUUUGAAUAACAGAAUAAAUAUUAUAAAUAUAUAUAUAUCAAAAAAGCCAAAAUCUUUAUUUUUAUGCACCUAGAAUAUUUUAAAUAGUUCUCAAUAUUAAAAAGUUGUAUGAGUUGUAAGUAAUCUUGCCAAAAGCGAGCGGGUUAGUUGUAAGAAAUUGUACAUAAGAUUGAUUUAUCGUUGAUGCCUAUUGAAGAGAGAGGGUCGGGAACUGUGGACAGGAGCCCUGGCUUGUCUGAUCACUCAUCGUAACUAGCACGUGCAACAACAAUCAUACUGAUGACCAGUUCAGCCACUAGGUUGUAGUUUUAAAUAAAAUGAAAGCAGUGUUCUUGUUUUAAACCUAUGGUGAAACUCUAAUGUCAUUAUUUUAGUGGAAUCAAUCUACGCUCUAGAGAAUGUAUUAUCUUUUAUGUAUCAUUGCAGUUUCCUUAUGUUAAUCCUUUAUCAUUAAGGUGACAGUGACAUAAUAUCCAGAAAGGGAAUGCAGGCUAUUGUGUUGGUUUGUAGUAUGGGUCUUAAUGGGUUUUGUCCUUAAAGUUUUGUUCCCAUAAGUUUUAUAGGGAUGAGGAUUCUGGAUUUAUCUGCUCUGUGUGUCCGUUUCCCCGUCCUCCCCGCCAUGAACAGAACAUCCCAUGCCAGUUGAAGCUACUUGACCUCGGGUAACAACGUGAGACCCCAUCUCAUUUUUACUUUUGAACGUUGGCCUUACAAUCAAAUGUAAGUUAUAUAUACAUAUAUAUAUUUGUACUGAUGAGAAUUUAUAAUCUGCUUUAACAAAAUAAAUGUUCGUGGUAGAA
Messenger RNA from Arvicola amphibius (Eurasian water vole), 3646 nucleotides. It is a transcript of the gene Numb, whose product is annotated as NUMB endocytic adaptor protein. Gene Ontology annotation, molecular function: cadherin binding. Lineage: Eukaryota; Metazoa; Chordata; Mammalia; Rodentia; Cricetidae. The transcript has 13 exons. The record is from RefSeq and is a predicted model, not a curated record. The coding region runs from base 387 to 2345 and encodes 652 amino acids.